Olea europaea var. sylvestris is the source of this 1511-nucleotide messenger RNA. RefSeq names its product lysosomal amino acid transporter 1 homolog. Lineage: Eukaryota; Viridiplantae; Streptophyta; Magnoliopsida; Lamiales; Oleaceae. The record is from RefSeq and is a predicted model, not a curated record. Bases 41 to 1234 code for a protein of 397 amino acids. The transcript is spliced from 13 exons.
GUAAAUACUUGGGAAGAGGUUUUUGAAGGAAGCUUUUGCAAUGGAGACUAUGUGUCCUACAGAUCAAAACUGCUCCAAAUGGGCCAAAAAAUAUAUGGAUUAUUGUCUUUGCAGCACAAAAGAUGGAGUUUCUUUGGCAUUGGGUCUAUUAAGUGUGAUGGCCUGGACUGUGGCUGAGAUACCUCAGAUCAUCACCAAUUACAAGCAGAAGUCUACCCAUGGACUCUCUAUCUUGUUUCUAUUGACAUGGGUACUUGGAGAUUUUCUCAACCUUUUUGGCUGCACACUUGAACCAGCUACUCUUCCGACACAAUACUACCUGGCAGUGUUAUAUACAGUAACGACCCUGAUUCUUGCUGCACAAGCCAUAUACUAUGGCCAUAUUUAUCAUGGAUUGAAAUGCAAGAGACAAACACUUGAGGUUAUCCAAGCUGGAGAUGUCGAAGAAAAGGAUCAUAGAUAUGGAAUUGAUAAUAAACAAGGUGACAAUGAAGAGAGAUUGGGAAAUCCUUUGAGCUCGCCUAUUCCUCUUCCAGCCAUUUCUCAUGAUAGUUCCCCUGAAGAUCUGUAUUACAUGUCAGCAAGAUCUCUUCAGAUUAGUCAUACCCCUACUGUAGGAUCUUUCCCACCUCAGAAAACUCCUGAUGCUGAACAUCAUGGUGCCAGUGAGCCAUUGCUUGGUCAAGCUAGGUCAACACAAUCCGCACCUCCUGCAAAGACCAAAACCAUGUUGUGCGUGGUUUCCUUAAUGACAUUCUUCAUUGGCGGUCUCAACCUGCAACAAGCAGAAACCAGUAGACAUAACAUGAUUUUUCUAAAUUCAACAAGUGGUGUAGUGUUCCAAGUAGGAAGACAACUUUUACAGGUAACUGGGGAUUUUGAACAAGAAACUUCAGUUUCAAAGAGAAGAGAGAUUGGAUCAAUCCUUGGUUGGGGAAUGGCAGCUAUAUACUUGGGCGGACGUCUUCCCCAGAUUUGCCUAAAUAUUAGAAGGGGAAACGCAGAGGGGUUGAAUCCACUAAUGUUCAUCUUUGCUAUUGUUGGCAAUGCUACAUAUCUUGCAAGUAUAAUAGUUAGCAGCUUAAAGUGGUCGAAGAUAAGACCGAAUCUGCCAUGGCUGGUGGAUUCUGGAGGGUGUGUGCUCCUUGAUACUUUUAUAAUGAUUCAAUUUAUCUAUUACCGCUAUCGGUCAUCCAGAGAUGUUGAGAAGAAAUAUAGCUCAAGUGGCUCUUAGACAAUGAUAAACAACAAGCAGAGUGGUAUAAUCAUUCUGUUGGAGGCUCGAGUCCGAAGGUCAGAGAUGUUCACAUCCAUGAAUGCAGAUGACCAGCUACCUUCGAAAUAAGAAGGGGUGCCGGUUUUAACUCUAGUUUUCUCUUUGAUUCAUUUUUUAUAUAUUUUCAUGGAAGGGAUGUUCUAUAAACCCCAUUUGGCACUAGGAAACAACAAGAGCUUGUUUUGAUGUAUUCUUGAUGACUCAAUCGAUAUGCAAUAUUCUGCAAGAUUGCUUU